This is a messenger RNA of Lasiodiplodia theobromae, 4572 nucleotides long. RefSeq lists its product as uncharacterized. Gene Ontology annotation, molecular function: protein binding; magnesium ion transmembrane transporter activity. Lineage: Eukaryota; Fungi; Ascomycota; Dothideomycetes; Botryosphaeriales; Botryosphaeriaceae. Bases 1 to 4572 code for a protein of 1523 amino acids. Gene Ontology annotation, cellular component: membrane; nucleus; site of double-strand break. The transcript has 3 exons. Gene Ontology annotation, biological process: magnesium ion transport; regulation of DNA double-strand break processing. The record is from RefSeq and is a predicted model, not a curated record.
AUGGCCGACGAAGAGGUGCAGAUCGAUGAUUUCGGCGUCGACCAGGAUGCGCUGAAGGACUUUCUCGGCGGCACCGGCUUUGGCAAGCAGAAGCUCACCGCCGACGUCCAGGCGCAAAUCGACAAAUCCAAGCGCAAGCCCGCCAAAGACGACUCCGACUCGGACAAGGACAGCGACGACGACAGCGACGACGACGAUGACGAGGACGAAUUCCCCACCUCGCAUGAGAUGGUCAUCAAGACCCACGACCGAGCCAUCACCACCAUAGCCCUCGACAAGUCCGGCAACCGCCUGGUCUCAGGCUCCACCGACUGCAACAUGAAGUUUCAUGACUUCUCCAACAUGACUCCCACAACCAUUCGCGCAUUCAAGUCGGUAGACCCCACUGCCACCAAGCAGACUACCAACGUCGAGGCCCACCCAAUCCACCACAUUGCCUUCAAUCCCAACUACGCGAACCAGAUGCUCGUCGUCACUGCGACUCCCCAACCCAAGAUAUUCAGCAGGGACGGCGAGGUUAUCACCGAGUUUGUGAAGGGUGAUAUGUACCUGCGCGACAUGCACAACACCAAGGGCCAUGUGUCGGAGGUGACGACUGGCUGUUGGCACCCUACCAAUGCCGACUGGUGCGUCACUGCCGGCACCGACAGCACGCUGCGCAUAUGGGACGUGAACAACAAGCGCUCCCAGAAGGAGGUCAUUGUACACAAAUCGAAGCUAGCUGGCUCUGGCGGUCGCACCCGCAUGACGGCUGUGGCUUGGUCCACGCCCGUUCAAGGAGGCCCUAACCUGCUAGUCGCGGCUGCGUUCGACGGAAGUCUGGUCAUGUGGAGUGGCGAUGGUCCGUUUUCCCGUCCAGCGGGAGAAGUUAGAGACGCCCAUACCCCUGACACUUGGACCGGCGGGCUGGACAUCAGUCCGGACGGAAGGACGGUCGUUACUCGGGGCGGAGAUGAUACCAUCAAGCUAUGGGAUACGCGCAAAUUCAAGCAGCCCAUCUCGACUGUCGCCCACCCCUCAACAUCGUCGCAAUUCCCCAGCACCAACAUCCGCUUCUCCCCCACCGGCGCGAACAUCAUUACCGGCUCGGAAUCGGGCCACCUCCACAUCCUGAACCCGGCAACCCUGCGGCCGGAACUCGUCACUCCUGUGACGCCAGGGUCGCCGCUGAUCGUUGUGCAAUGGCACGAGCGGCUAAAUCAGAUCGUCACCGGCUCAGCCAACGCUGAGACGCACGUGCUGUACAACCCGGAAAUGUCGCAUCAAGGAGCCAAGAUGGUGAUGAGCAAGGCGCCGAAGAAGCGGCACAUCGACGACGACCCGGCUCUCACAAUGGACCUGUCGCAGGGCGUGUCGGCCGACAGCAUCGUCACGCCGGGUACGCAGUCGGCGACCAGCUUCGCGGCACGGCAUCCGACGGUCGGGCUCACGGCAUCGGGCAAGCCGCGCGAUCCGCGCAGGCCCCACAUUCCGCAGACCACGCCCUUUGCCAAGAGCCAGCCAGAUUCGGAGCACAUUCGCAAGAACAUCCCGCUUAGCUCGAUGCGCGAGGAGGAUCCGCGGGAGGCGCUGCUCAAAUACGCGGAGAAGGCCGAGAAGGACCCCCUUUUCACCAACGCCUGGAAGGAAACCCAGCCCAAGACCAUAUAUGCCGAUCUUAGCGACGAGGAAGAAGACGGGCCUGACAAGAAAAAGGUCAAACGCGCCCGCCGCGCGACCCCCACGCCCGACCUCACUCCUCCGCCGCCGACACCCCAGACGGGCAACCUCCGUAGCCAGCGCGAACACCCUAAACCACCCCAGCAGCACCGAGCUGCCAUGAUUCUCCCCAGCGCAGCGCAAGCGCCGCUGCACCAAGCCGUCGCCCACGCUGCCGUCGCCGCCGCGACCCACGCCGCCGCCGCCAUUUCUUCUUCUGCCGCUUCCACGCCAACGCCGUCACCAUAUCCCUACCCGCCCACCAACAACACCCUAGCAGGCCAUGAGGGAGACAACUCGGAGCAGGGCGACUGGUCGUCCAUCAUCGGCAUCACCACCGCCAUCAUCGGCAACAUUCUCAUCUCCUUUGCGCUCAACACGCAAAAGUAUGCACAUCUGCGCCUCGCUCGCGAGGCCGAGGAGCGGCGGCAGCUGCGGCGCAAGCGCAACCAAGCCGGCAUGCAGAUGAACCCGGAUGAGAUGGUCAAGGCGAACGCGAAGGCGCGCAAGAUCCUGGGCUUCAAGCUGGGUAGCGACGGCGUCGAGGACGAGAUUGACGACGACGACGAGCCGCGCGAGACGGACGCAUUGCUCGGGGAUGGGCGACACAGCCACGACGUGGAUCGGGCGGCGGCAGGCAGCGACGAAGAGGACAUGGCGAACCUGGAGGCGCAGGCGAAGCGGCUGCGCAAUCCGCGGAAGGGGGGCCAGCAGACCAGCUACCUGGAGAGUCCGUACUGGUGGAUCGGCAUCGUGCUCAUGAUCGUGGGCGAGGCGGGCAACUUCCUGGCCUACGGCUUCGCGCCCGCGUCCAUCGUGUCGCCGCUCGGCGUCGUCGCCCUCAUCUCCAACUGCAUCAUCGCCCCCAUCAUGCUGAAGGAGCCCUUCCGCAAGAGGGAUGCGCUUGGCGUGCUGAUCUCCAUUGGUGGCGCCGUCACGGUCGUGCUGAGCGCGCAGGAUAACAAUCCGAAGCUGGGCCCGCAUGAGAUUUGGGAGCUCAUUAAGACGUGGGAAUUUGAGACGUAUUUCGGCGUGACGCUGAUUACCAUAUGCGGGUUGAUGUGGGCGAGCACGAGAUAUGGCAAAAAGAGCAUUUUCAUCGAUCUGGGUCUGGUUGGCUUAUUUGGUGGAUAUACCGCUCUCUCCACCAAGGGCGUGGCCUCGAUGCUUUCCUACACCCUGCUUCACGCCCUGACGUUCCCCGUGACUUACCUUCUGGUCGCCAUCCUGGUCUUCACUGCUGUCAUGCAGAUCAAAUAUCUCAAUCGUGCAUUGCAACGCUUUGAUGCCACUCAGGUCAUUCCUACGCAGUUCGUCCUCUUCACGCUUUCCGUGAUUCUUGGAUCAGCCGUUUUGUACCGCGAUUUCGAGCGCACGAAUGGCAAAGGCGCCGGCGAAUUCGUCGGCGGUUGCCUCAUGACUUUCCUGGGUGUGUGGGUCAUCACGACGGGACGACCAAAAGACGAUGACGACGAGGAAGAAGAGGACGAGGAGGAAGAGGAGCAUGAGGAAGUCGAGCACGAGCACGCGAUCAACCUCGGAGCCGAGGAAUACGGCGACGACGAGGUCCACUACGGUCCCACGGGCGGCUACUCCAACGACAUCUCAUCCAUGUCAGCCCUCACGCCCUACGCAUCCGCCGGCUCGCACCACCGCCGGCCUUCGGUGCACCGCCUCAGCACGCCGCACAUCACCUUCACAUCCGAACCGCCCUCGCAGGCCGUCACCGUGGCCACGACGCCCGCCGGCGGCCUCGACAUGGGCGACGACGACUACUCGCUCACGGCCAACCCCUGGGCCGACGAGUCGCUCAUCUCCAGCCUCACGGCCAACAGCAACAACCGCGGCGGCAACGCGCCGCCGCUCCGCCACGCCACCAUGUCCUCGCCCAUCCUCCCCUCGGAAGCCGAGGCCCUCGAACAGCGCCCUUCGUCACGCCGCCGCGACACUUCGCCCGGCGCCUCGACCUCCGCCGCCCAGGGGCAGCACCGCUCGUCGUCGCAAGAACAGCCUCAACGCCCGGCAACGCCCCCUGGACCUGGCCACCUCCGCCGCAAAUCCCUCACGACGCCCUCGCCCAGCAAGAAGCCGUCAUCCGACCACCUCGCCCAGCCCAGCCCGCGUGUCCGUCCUGCGCAAACCGAACCAGCAACUCCGUCAUCUCUUGCCACCCCCUCUGCCGCCGCCAGGACACCGUCUUCCUCCUCACACGCCCACCUCAAACGCGGCUCCAUCUCCCUCGUCCCCGGGCCCCUGACCAGCCCCCUCAGCUCAUCCCUGUCCGCCGUCGUCGCGGAUAGCUUGCGCAAGGGCGUCGAGAUGCGCAGCCUGGCCGCGAGUACCGGCAGUCAUGGCGGUGGUCAGUAUCACACUAUCCACGGCCGGCCGAGGCGGAAUACGAAGGAUGCUGUGGACGGCGCAGGUGUUGGAGGCGGAGGUAUUGGUGGGUUCGGUGGUUGGUUGACGCAUGGGUCUAGCGUGGCGGGGCCGAGGGAUGGGGCGAGCGAUGCGAGUGCGGCGGUGGCGAGGAGGAGGAGUAGGGGGGUUAGUCAGAGUGAGGGGGUUAGUGGUGUUGUUGGUGCGGGAGAAGGUGGUGGGGAGCAGCAAGGUGGUGGGAGGGCGAGGAGUUUGAGUAAUCCGUUUGGUGCGUUGUUGAGGAAGGUUAGGAGUAGGGGGGAUGGAGUGGCGGAGGAGGAGGAGCAGAGUGGGAGUGGGAGUGGGAGUGGCGCGGGAACGGAGGUGACGAGUGAGGAGGGGUCGGGGGCUGUGACGCCGGUUCCUGCUCCUGCUCCUGUUGUUAGGGAGACGGCGGCGGUGGUGGAGGAGGAGGAGAGGAGCGCGGGUGAUGAGGAGCAGAGGAGGAGUGCUGAGUGA